Messenger RNA from Lathyrus sativus (Indian pea), 732 nucleotides. Lineage: Eukaryota; Viridiplantae; Streptophyta; Magnoliopsida; Fabales; Fabaceae. The record is from the annotation of a GenBank genome assembly.
AUGGGUUCUUUAUGUAAUUUUUGUGGAGACCAGAGAUCCUUGGUGUACUGCCGCUCCGACGCUGCUUCCUUAUGUUUGUCGUGUGAUCGAAAUGUUCAUUCCGCUAAUGCACUUUCUAAGCGUCAUUCAAGAACACUCGUAUGCGAGAAGUGUAAUUUACAACCUGCAUAUGUGAGGUGUGUUGAAGAGAAAGUUUCAUUUUGUCAGAAUUGUGAUUGGUCGGCUCAUGGUACUGAUCCAUCUUCUUCAACACACAAACGACAAUCAAUCAAUUGCUACUCUGGCUGUCCUUCGGCUUCCGAGCUUUCUUCUAUAUGGCCCUUUUUCUCGGACAUCCCUUCUACGGGCGAAGCAUGUGAGCAGAAACUCGGUUUGAUGAGCAUUAAUGAGAACUGCGAUAAUAAAGCUCGGGUUUCUCCAGAGAGCAAGAACGUGUCUGGCUCAGCUCAAGUCGCCGAUCUACCCAGCAAGGAUAAGUCUGCAGCCGGCAAAUCUUCAGUAACCGAGUCACAUGCAGAACCUCGUAUUCUUGACCAGCCACCUCAACCUUCCGAUGAAUGUAUGCCCAAGUUACAAUGUCUUGGUAGUAUGGCAUCUGCACUUUGUGAAGAUGAUAAUUUGUACGACGGUUUCAACAUAGAUGAUAUGGAUCUUGAACUUGAGAACUAUAAGGAAGUUUUUUCUUAUGCUCUCAAUAACUCCGAAGAGUUUUUCCGAAAAGGGCAGUAUUGA